AUGGCUCCAAUUAAAUCCAAACAAGUUAAGAAAUUCACUGUUGAUACUUCAGCACCAGUUGAAAAUGGUGUUUUUGACCAAGAAGGAUACGUCAAAUAUUUGAUUGAACACAUCAAAGUCGACAACAUUGUUGGUAAUUUAGGUGAUGACAUUUCAGUUACUGCUGAAAGUGGUAACAAAGUUGUCAUUCUUUCAAACGCUAAAUUCAGUGGUAAAUACUUGAAAUACUUGACAAAGAGAUACUUGAAAAAGAACCAGAUUAGAGAUUGGAUUAGAUUUGUUGCUGUUAAACAGAAUCAGUACAGGUUACAAUUCUACUCUGUUGCUGAAGACGAAGAUGAAGAGGAUGAGGAAUAG
Molecule: messenger RNA, 357 nt
Organism: Lodderomyces oxycetoniae
Lineage: Eukaryota; Fungi; Ascomycota; Pichiomycetes; Serinales; Debaryomycetaceae
Product: 60S ribosomal protein eL22
Exons: 2
Coding region: 1-357 (118 amino acids)
Biological process (GO): cytoplasmic translation
Cellular component (GO): ribosome
Molecular function (GO): structural constituent of ribosome; RNA binding
Source: RefSeq, a predicted model, not a curated record